This is a messenger RNA of Apis laboriosa (Himalayan honeybee), 1665 nucleotides long. The record is from the annotation of a RefSeq genome assembly. Lineage: Eukaryota; Metazoa; Arthropoda; Insecta; Hymenoptera; Apidae.
AUUAUAAAGAUAUUAAUUUGUGGAAUUUUAUUAUUUAAAUUUAGGUUACUAAUAAUAUUAAUAAGAUUAUAUUUUAAAUAUUUUAAUAAAUUAAUAAUUUUUGAAUGAUUAAUUUAUAUUUAUAAUUCAAUAAAAUUUAAUUUAUUUAUAUUAAUUGAUUAUAAAUCAUUAAUAUUUAUAUUUUUAGUUAGAUUAAUUUUUUCAAUAAUUAUUAUUUAUAGAAUUAGAUAUAUAGAUUUAAGAAUAUUUAAUAUAGAUCGAUUUUUUUAUUUAAUAAUUUUAUUUUUAAUUUCAAUAUAUAUAUUAAUUUUAAGUCCAAAUAUAUUAUCAAUUAUUUUAGGAUGAGAUGGAUUAGGAUUGAUUUCAUUUUGUUUAGUAGUUUAUUAUAUAAAAAUAAAAUCUUUUACUUCAGGGAUAGUGACUAUUAUUUUAAAUCGAGUUGGAGAUUCAGGAUUAUUAUUAAUAAUAUGUUUUGUAGCUUGUUUUGGAAGAUGAAAUUUAAUAUUAUAUAGAAUGAAUGAAUAUAUAAUAUUUUUUUUAUUAUUAAUAGCUUUUACAAAAAGAGCUCAAAUUCCAUUUUCAACUUGAUUACCAAUAGCAAUAAUAGCUCCAACACCAGUAUCUUCUUUAGUUCAUUCUUCAACUUUAGUUACAGCUGGAAUUUAUUUAUUGAUUCGUUAUACAGAUUUAUUAAAUUAUGAAUAUAAAAGAAUUAUUUUAUUAGGAGGUAGAAUAACAAUAUUAUUUGCAGGAUUAACAGCAAAUUUUGAAUUAGAUUUAAAAAAAGUUGUUGCUUAUUCAACAUUAAGACAAUUGGGGUUUAUAAUAAGGAUAAUAUCUUUAGGAUUUAAUGAAUUAGUAUUUUUACAUUUAUUUAUUCAUGCAAUAUUUAAAUCAUUAAUAUUUAUAUGUGUUGGGAGAUUUAUACAUUAUAUAAAUGGAAUUCAAGAUAUACGUAUAUAUUAUGGAAUAUAUUAUAUUUAUCCAAUAAAAAGAAUAAUUAUUAUAUUUACAAUAUUAUGUUUAUGUGGAUUUCCUUUUUUAGUUGGAUUUUAUUCUAAAGAUUUAAUUAUUGAAUAUUUUUUUUCUAGAAAAAUAAAUUAUUUUUCUAUUGUAAAUCUUAUUGUUAGAACAAUAUUUACAGUUUCUUAUUCAUUUCGAAUAAUUUUAGUAUUAAUAAAUAAAUAUAUAAUAAUUAAUAUAAUUUAUAAAGAUGAAGAUUUAAUUAUAAAUUGAUCAAUAAUAAUUAUAAUAAUUUUAAGAAUUAUUUAUAGAAAAUUAAUGUUUAAUUUAAUAAAUUUUAAUUUAUAUAGAAUUAAUUUAAUAUUAAUUUAUAAAUUUAUAGUAUUAAAAAUAAUUUUUUUAGGAAUAAUUUUUGGAUUUAAUUUUUAUAAGUACACAUUAUUGGGAAAUGGAUAUGGAAUAUUUUUUAUAAUAUUUAUAUUUAUAAAUUUUAUUUAUAAAAAAAUUUAUUUAAAAAUGAUUAUUAAAAUGUUUAAUUAUGAAAUUUAUUUUGAAAAAACUUUAAUUGAAAUAAUUAGAGGAAAAUUUAUGGUAUUAAUAUUAAGUUUAUAUAAUAUAAAAAUUUCUAAUAUUAUAAUUAAUACUUUUAUAAUAAUAAUGAUUUAUUUAAUUUUUUUUAUAAUUUAUUUUAUUAUUUUUUAA